This is a messenger RNA of Penicillium chermesinum, 1986 nucleotides long. RefSeq lists its product as uncharacterized. The transcript has 3 exons. The record is from RefSeq and is a predicted model, not a curated record. Lineage: Eukaryota; Fungi; Ascomycota; Eurotiomycetes; Eurotiales; Aspergillaceae. The coding region runs from base 1 to 1986 and encodes 661 amino acids.
AUGGCCGACAACAGCUCCCCGGACUACAAAAGUCUCUUUCUGCAGGCAGAAGAGGGGCGAAAGCAGGCCGAAGAGAGGCGAAAGCAGGCCGAAGACGAAGGGAGGUUGCUUAGAGAGCGCAGUAGACGAACAACCUUUGCGGAAUUCAUACACACAUGCCACAACCUACUCUCCCGACCGUUGAGAGUCGAAUCACCAUCUCGCUCGACUACAGGGACAAUACCCCUUCCAAAAGGGAAGUUCUGCCCGACACGACUGCGACCAUGGACAGAGUGUCACGCCCAACAGCAGACCGUUUAUAACUCUGUGUGGAAUUAUUUACAAUCAACGGACGAAACUGACGCACAGCUGUUCAGUCCCCAAGUAGCACUUGAAGAUCUUGCUAGGCGGUUCGCCCGUCGGCCUAUCAGCAGUGAGCAAGGCCUCGAGACUUACGAGCGAAUCGCUGUGGAAGAUCAUGUUCGUGAUAUCGUUGACGAGCUGUGUAAGAUCCCCGCAGCUCGAGAAGAGUUCAUGCUUGGUGAUGGAAUCUGGUUUGAAAAUCAUACCAACGCGCUAGAAGAAAACCAAGCUGAAGCCGCAAUUUCACGUCGCCCACGACCCGAUCAAUUUUGUAUCCACCGAGUCGAUGGCAGUACCAACACACUCCUCCUUACAGUCGAAUAUAAGCCGCCUCACAAGCUAAAACUACAAUACAAUGCAGAGGUUCUAGCGAACUCAGCAGUGGUCCAGUCUUAUGACGUGAUGAUCCAAGAAGGGCGCGCAUAUUCCAUUUUGACGAACGGUCUAGCCCGAGUCCUUCUUUAUGUGCCGCACGAUGACCCGACGACACUAUACUAUCGUCUCUGUGAACCAAAUACGGAAAUUGACGAGUUUGGGCAACACUUGCGACAACCGCAAACAUCUAUCGCAAGGGAGUUAUGCCUCUGUCUAAUGAGCUUCCUUUCCCCAACUCGAGACCAGGCAUGGCGGAACUUUUGGCGGUCGAAACUUCAUAUCUGGGAGACCAGCUUCGACCACUCUCAUUCUUUGAUACCUAAAGCAGAGUUACGGCAAACCCCGCCUCAGUCUCGCAACCACAAUCUUGAGUAUACAACCCCGGAGUCCAGCUCGGACUAUCAACCGUCAUCGUCUUCUAUCGAAUCUCCGACGGCAGAAGGCCGUCGAGUACGCACAAGGUCGCAAGCCGGAUGUACACCUUCCAGCGACCAACGACGCUCGCAGUCUCCAGAUUCCUCCGGCUCCGACUCGAACAAAGCGACGGGACGCAAACGGGGAUUCAGUCAAGUGACAUCUUCGCCGUCUGCUCAACGAGCGGCUCGUCAACGAGAGACUAGGUUCACCCAAGGCAACCGGCCCCAAAGGCGCGAUGUGCAAUUUUGCACCCAGCGAUGUUUACUCGGGCUGCAGACUGGGGGCAUCCUAGACGAUAGUUGCCCAAACGUGGAAAUCCAUCGACAGGUGCACGCCUUUUGGAAGCUGUGGGCAUACGGUGCGCCAUUUAAAAUUACGUCUACUACCCAUGGAUAUACUGUGGUCGGUAAAGGAACUACAUCGGAGCUGUGGAAAGAAGUCUCUCGCGAAGCGCAGGUAUGUCAGGUUCUAGGGAAGGCUCAAGGGUCCGCCGUGCCUGUAUUCCUGGGUACCAUCGACUUGGCACAAAUUUACUUUCUUCACGGGGCUGGCCAGAUUCGCCACAUGCUCAUUAUGGGCUGGGGAGGCGAAAGCACAGCAACGAUGGAGUUGACCCCGUCUCUUCUCCAGGAGAUUCGCAGAUCCGACAAGGAAAUCGAAGGCUUGGGAGUAAUCCAUGGAGAUCUUCGCCGUGAAAACGUCCUUUGGAACGAAGAGCUCGGGCGGGCGUUGAUCAUCGACUUCCAUCGCUCCACGUUGAAACGUCUGCUCAUCUCAAAGCGACCACGAGCAGCAAAGAGAGAACUACGUGGAAUAGAAUCAAGAGACGGAAAGCGUCUACGCGUGGGAUAA